Molecule: messenger RNA, 2629 nt
Organism: Myxozyma melibiosi
Lineage: Eukaryota; Fungi; Ascomycota; Lipomycetes; Lipomycetales; Lipomycetaceae
Product: nuclear pore protein 84/107
Exons: 5
Coding region: 87-2609 (840 amino acids)
Biological process (GO): mRNA export from nucleus; protein import into nucleus; post-transcriptional tethering of RNA polymerase II gene DNA at nuclear periphery
Cellular component (GO): nuclear pore; nuclear pore outer ring
Molecular function (GO): structural constituent of nuclear pore
Source: RefSeq, a predicted model, not a curated record
CAGGAGAUAAAACAUACUCGUCUAGCUUCGUUCUUUAUUUCCGUCGAUCUUUAUCUGGCUACGCAUCCCACUGAUCAGACAGCACCAUGCCUGUCGAGGUUCUGAAGGCCCCUCCACCUACUCCGGGUAGUGCUCGGCGACUGAGAAGGGCGCUGCCUGCCCGUAAAACACAUGAUGUCUCUACGUUCAAAAAGGAAAAAUUGAAUGACGACUUCUCAGAACUAGACGAAUUUGCUAAAGUCUUUGAAAACGCCAACGACGAUCCUUUCGAUACAGUUCGUGGAUAUGGCCGAAUUGCGAAUUCUCGAGUCGAUAAGCUCAUUUCGAUCGACGCCCCCCCAGAAGAUAUCACAGCCUGGUCUCUUGAAAGUAGCACAUGGGCGCUAGUGAACGAUCUCUACAUGUACCGUACGGCCCCGCCAAAACCACCCUUGAAUCUCUACAAGACUACGUCCAAUACAGUGGCAGAAGAGUCUUUCUAUCGUCAAAAUGGCGCUGCCAGAGAGACUUUGAUUGUGAUUUCUUGGCUUCAAAAGUACGGAAUACCCUUUGCGUCGAGAGAUAGAGCCAUCAGCAAGCCGGAACUGCGGGGAAUUAAGUGGCAGUUUACUCGAGCCCAUACGAAAAAGGCAAAAGUUGCGUUCGGAGGGUUUUCUGGUUCCUCGCAACAAAUAGCACAGAUCAAAUCGCUGGAUUUGGAUGCUCCUCUGCGCGAGAACGCAGGUAUCGCGUCCGAGGAUUCCGCAUAUGAGCACGAGCUAUUCCGCUAUAUUUUCAGUUUAUUACAGCGCGGUGACUAUCAGGCUGCUACAACUGUCUGCGAGGCUACUGGAAACUUUUCGCUUGUUGCUGCUAUCAAUGGCUUGGUGGAAUACCGCGAUCCUUUAAUUGAUGGGGUAACUAUUGAUACCGAAGAGGCCACAUCCCGCGGUACAAAGCGUAAAGCGCUGUGGCGGAGGAUGUGCCUGCAAGUGUGCCGGAGCCCAAAGGUCGAUAAAUACGAAAGAGCAAUCUACGGUCUGUUAUGCGGAGACCUGGAUAGCGUUUUAGCGGUUAGUCAAGGAUGGGAGGCUCAACUGCUAGCAUAUGCUCAACAUCUGGCGGUGACUCAACUGGAGACUUUUUUCUCGGCCACUGACCGACUCAACAUCUCCAUGGGGGAGCUUCGGCCAUUCCCUCAAAGUGUGCACAACUCAUCUUUGGGUGACAUUUUGCGCAUUCUGGCCUCCCCAACAAGCUCAGACGAACAGGUUCGAUCGGAGUCGGAAGCCCCGUUCAGAUACUUGCAAGGCUCAAUAAUCAACAAUGUUCUACAUCUCAUGAUUGCCAACGUUCGCUCGCAGAUUGAGCAGAGCUUGGCCGGUGAUACGGAGAAUGAGAAUACGAUCAUCGGGGAGCGUUAUAUGCUCAGAUUUCUUGCCCACCUGAUUCUCUUCCUACGUGGUAUCGGCCUAGAUUCUGAAGUCUCGGAGGAUGACGCGGUCUCAAUUUUGCAGUUCUACAUUGAGGAUUUGGUCGUAUGCGGGAAGGGCAGACUGGUUCCCCUCUAUGUGGCUCAACUUCCUCCGUCUGCAGCGGUCGAAGCGUACUCGUACCUGCUGGCCGACAUUGCUGCCGAUGCCCGCGCCAGAAGUGAGCAGUUUGCUCUAGCCGACAAGUUUGGGCUGGAUGUUGCUACCACACUUCGAAGGACCGUGCAGCGUGUGUUUGAUGACUUGGAAGAUCGGUUCCCAGCAGUUGUCAGCUCGGCCGAAUUCGACUUUUCAGAGUCGGAGACUGAUGACGAAGGGCAGCUAACUGGAUCGCUGCUUUGGCUGGUCGAUGCCGGAAUGUGGGGUGAUGUCGUUGCUUCGGCCAACGCACUGUAUGUGCGAUAUCUACUUGCAGGCAGAAUUGGAGCGGCAGUUGUUUUCCAGAGCAAACUGGGCGCCUCUCAAGUCCAUAUUGCUGUAGAGCAACUAGCAAGAUCUGGCGAGGAUGCGAUGACUAUGAUGGUGACAGAUGAAGAUAACGGAAGCGCUGAUGCUGAGAUGAUUAUGCAGGCUGCGAAGUAUCGAGCAGAAUUUAUGCAGUAUGAAGCUCUGGUCGAGGCUGUGCGUAUGAUCAAGCAGUGGGACGGUUUGAUGGCUGAAAAACCAGUCGCUCCUAGCAAGGGUGACCGAGCGCGGCCGCGCUGGUCCGGUAACGACGGCUCAGAAAAGGAAAGUGGGAAAUUUUUGCACGCCUGGAAAAAUAAGGCACGAAAUCUCCUGAACCAGGUCCAGGCUCCGCUGAUUGAUAUCAUCGAACACUGGAUGGUAGAUGUCGAGCUGAGUGCGAUCGAAGACGGCGAUAAGACGCAGGCGGAUGCAAUCCAUCGACUGCGUGUGCUUUACGUUCCUUACAUGCUAUUCGAGCUUCACCGGAUAUUCACGGACGCCGCCAUGGUGAAGACUUCCUAUGCGAUCCGAGGAUUUGAGUUGGUGAAUCUAGUGGCUGAGAGUACGGACGAGAUGAGUUUGGGAAGACUGCUCAUUGAGAGCGAGAAACUGAGUGAUUAUCUUGUAGCGGUUGCGCAGUUGGCGUUGGUUGUUGGUGCAGAUCCUACGAACGGGCUGUGGAGAGUAUGAUGUAUAUUAAAUGUAAAUUU